Molecule: messenger RNA, 264 nt
Organism: Linum tenue
Lineage: Eukaryota; Viridiplantae; Streptophyta; Magnoliopsida; Malpighiales; Linaceae
Source: the annotation of a GenBank genome assembly
AUGCCGACGCCGACGAAGGUGUCGGAACUUUCAACCCUUGGCAAUGUUCACAAAAAAUUUCCUUUUGAAGGCAGCAUCAGCCUGAGUUCUACGACCCAACAUCAACUCUCAAGCCUCAUUCGGGGUGAAGACUGGUCCAAACUGGUUCUGCUUCAAGCCCCAAUUAGCCGGGAGAAGCGUUGCCUUAAGAUGAGAAAGAACGGUAAGAUGGAGAAAGCUUUCAGCCCAUUUUCGAGAUCAAACUGCCUCGCCAUCAGAUUUUGA